This is a messenger RNA of Mya arenaria, 2821 nucleotides long. Its product is annotated as epsin-like. Gene Ontology annotation, cellular component: membrane. Gene Ontology annotation, biological process: copper ion transmembrane transport. Gene Ontology annotation, molecular function: copper ion transmembrane transporter activity. The record is from RefSeq and is a predicted model, not a curated record. Lineage: Eukaryota; Metazoa; Mollusca; Bivalvia; Myida; Myidae. Bases 180 to 1718 code for a protein of 512 amino acids. The transcript has 6 exons.
UAUGAUAACAUUGCAGUAUGGUAACGAAGAUAUUUGUUUGGUUGAAUUAUUAUGGAAUAGUAAUAAUUUGAAAGCACAAUAAAGCGAUUGAGGAUCAGAUGUUGUUUUCGCUGAUAAAGAUGCAUGUGUAACAAAUUGGUGAUUGAUAACAUAUACUAAAGGGUUACACAAAAAGGACAAUGAAGUCGAAAUUACUAAUGGGGCUAGCAGUUUUACAGGCCGUGACUCUCGUCAUGUCUGUUGCUACAAAGACUUCAACCAGCAUGGAAAUGACCACAGGAACAAUUAUGGGGGAUAUGGUUACGCCAGUAGGUGGACAUACGAAUAGUGGUGUUGGGGUUAAGACAUCAACUCCAAGUGGCAUACUCUCUUCCUCUGAACAUAUGGGUGGGCUUCCCGGAAUGGACAUGACUAGUAAGAAGACAUCAAGUGGGAAUAUGGAUAUGGGUGGGAAGGGAAAUAUUGAUAUGGGUGGAAUGGAAAAUAUGGGUUCAACUAAGAAAAUGAAUAUGAACGGAAUAGGAAAUAUGAAUAUGACAGGUGUGGAAAAUAUGAAUAUGAGCGGAAUGGCAAAUAUGAAUAUGAGUGGAAUGGGUCAUAUAAAUAUGAGUGGAAUGGAUCAUAUGAAUAUGAGUGGAAUGGCAAAUAUGAAUAUGAGUGGAAUGGCAAAUAUGAAUAUGAGUGGAAUGGCAAAUAUGAAUAUGAGUGGAAUGGCAAAUAUGAAUAUGAGUGGAAUGGUUCAUAUGAAUAUAAGUGGAAUGGCAAAUAUGAAUAUGCAUGAAAUGGGAAACAUGAGCGGAAAGGGAAAUAUGAGUGGAAUGGGUCAUAUGAAUAUGAGUGGAAUGGGUCAUAUGAAUAUGAGCGGAAUGGGUCAUAUGAAUAUGCAUGAAAUGGGAAACAUGAGCGGAAAGGGAAAUAUGAGUGGAAUGGGUCAUAUGAAUAUGAGUGGAAUGGGUCAUAUGAAUAUGAGCGGAAUGGGUCAUAUGAAUAUGCAUGAAAUGGGAAACAUGAGUGGAAAGGGAAAUAUGAGUGGAAUGGGUCAUAUGAAUAUGAGUGGAAUGGGUCAUAUGAAUAUGAGUGGAAUGGGUCAUAUGAAUAUGAGUGGAAUGGGUCAUAUGAAUAUGAAUGGAAUGGGUCAUAUGAAUAUGGGUGGAAUGGGUCAUAUGAAUAUGGGUGGAAUGGGACAUAUGAAUAUGGGUGGAAUGGGACAUAUGAAUAUGGGUGGAAUGGGACAUAUGGGAAUGAUGGAUCCAAGCAAGAAAGGCUGCAACAUGAUGGGGAUGUUGAUGUAUUUUCACACAGGAAAGUGCGAACUCUUGUUGUUUGAGCAAAUCCUUACCAGAACAGUUGGACAUAUGGUUGCGGCCUGCGUUGUUUUGCUGGCUUUUGCUGCUGUGUUCGAGGCUUGGAAGAUGUUAAGGCAGAAACUAAAGCGAUUGGAAAUGUCGAGAUUAGGGCCUAAACCAAGCGCUGUCGCCAUCAAGGGUGUUACAAAGAACCAAACAGCAUGUUCCUCCAUGUUCGGAAUCAAUCACAUGAGCCAGUCGUGCAUGCACGUGGUCCAAGUGAUCGUCAGUUAUAUCAUCAUGCUUGCCUUCAUGAACUUCAAUGUCUGGAUCUGUAUUUCCAUUGUGUUGGGUUCUGGACUCGGGUAUUUUCUGUUUGGGUGGACUAGAAGCUCUGUGUCUGAUACGGAAGACCACCAUGCGGAGAAAUAAGGCGUAAUGAUAUGAUCUGUUUAUGAUUUAACCAUAGACAAAGUACGUUCAAAGACCGUUGCUGACAGUAUUCAAGUAAUAUAAAAUGGAAAUAAUAAACAUGGUAAAUUGUGGGACCACAAACACGUUAGCAAAUACCGCGUUUGAACUGUUUACGGUUCUCGAACACGCCAUCUUGUAAUCCAGUUUUAACUUGUUCAUGUUUAACAUCAGUUUAUCAGUUUUAAUAAUUGUUAUAAUUGAAAACAUAGUUGAUAUGCCUUAUUGCAUAAAAUAUUAAGUGUUUGUACAAUUAUAUCGAAACCUUUGUUUUCACCAUCACUGGUUAUAUAUGCAUGUAUAUUUCUUGGUAACGCAGAUAUAUUUCCUGAAAACGUGUAUAAUCCUUGUUAAAGCAUGUAUUCUGGGAAAUCAUAGGGUCAUUGACUAAACGAUGUAGUAAUAAAAUGUCGGUAAAUGUACGAUUUACGUUUAUAUACUUGAUUGCAAUUGUCCAUAACAAAACAAAAUCAAGCAAUACGUAUUAAUGUACAUUCAUACCAUUUUUUUUAAAUCGCAAACGCUUUAAUGAUUGCUUUAGUGAUUUCUAUAUUUGUUUGAUUUAUACUUAAACCUGAAAAAAGGUGCUUAAAGGUGCAUUUAAAAAAACAACCGACGAAAAUCAACUACUCACUAAAUAUCGAAACAGUCCGGGCGGAAGCUCAUUAUUUACAGCUUGCAAGCGCUCUAUGAACACAAUUAUUAUUACCACAUCAUUAUUUUCAAGGCGGAUAUGCAUGUUUAUACAUAUAUGUGUUUCAUUUCAUCUAUUAAGACUGUCAUUAAUUGUGAAAGGCUCUUCUAGAUGCUAGAGUAAUGUUUGCUAGAAAAGAACACGUCAUUACAGUGUUCGACUUGUGUAAGCCUUUGCUUUAUUUUUGUUUUGCACGUUUAAUUUUUGUAAAUUUAUUCAAACGUUCAAAUAUAUCAACAUUACCACGGUACUAAUAUAUCAUCAUAUCUUGUCUAAUACAACCAAUAUACACUUUCUUGUUAUUGGCAAUUUGGUUAAAUUAGUUGCGUAUUAUUCUACUGUAUUUAAUACAACCAAGAUACAGCCAAGA